Molecule: messenger RNA, 2413 nt
Organism: Aphis gossypii (cotton aphid)
Lineage: Eukaryota; Metazoa; Arthropoda; Insecta; Hemiptera; Aphididae
Gene: ssp3
Exons: 5
Coding region: 540-2405 (621 amino acids)
Source: RefSeq, a predicted model, not a curated record
GAAUAAAUUAUGAUAGUAUUUGAAUUUUGAAAAGACGUGUUGGGCUCUCAUUAUCCUUGUACUCCGCAUCCACUACGUAGACUGUGGAGUAAUACUCCAUGAUCCAUUACUGUGGAUGUCCUAUACAUAUUCAGUAAUUCAGUAAAAUACCGUGUGUGGGACGUGGGUGUGUGUUUGUAGUGUGUGACGUAUACCAACGGCGCAAACCACUUUAUCCGCGCCUGAUCGUUAACCUUAUCAGGUGGUGUAAACCGCGGCUAUAAAAGACGGACGAUAAAAAUCAUUACGAUUACACAAACACAACGAAUAACGUUAGUAGUUGUUGUAGGUACCUAAUAUUAUUCAUUAUCAUUACACAACACUCCUCGAUACACGACUACUUCAAUACCAAAUCAGUUGGUGUUUUAGUUUUAGUUUUGAUUUUUUUUAAACGACGUAGGUUAAGCGAUUAUAGUGUUUUUAUUGGUUUAGUAAAAGUCAAACAUUUGGUUCCAUGGAUCUUGACCUAUUAUGAUAUACCAUUGAAAAGUACCUAAACGAUGGAUGUCAGCAUGCACAGUACUAUUGGAAACAGAAUGAGGAUGUGGCCAAAUCGUCAAAGAAUCGGUUUACGCAUACGAUCAGCUUCAGCGGGAAGAGACAAGCGUUCAGAAUUGCGAAAUCGGUCAUGGGCAUUUUUAUUUGACAACUUACGUCGUAACAUUGAUGAAAUAUACCAAAUAUGUGAGUCCGAUGAAAAUGUUUAUGAAUGUAAAGAAGCAAUUAUGGUCUUACAAAAUUAUAUACAUGAUUUUCAUAGCUUGGUUGAAUGGUUUCGAUUAAAGUGGGAAUACGAGCAUACUGAUCCUCCUCAAAGACCAAAUUUUCUUGCUUGGGAAAUUCGAGGUGCUUCACCUAGAAAGAUGAUCCAAAAGCCUCCUACUGUUUCAACUGGGUUAACUCGAAGGAAAUUGGAACUACUAUCUGAAUCAAUAUCUAGUGAUAAAAGUUCUAUCAAUUCUACUCAAUUAAAAAAUGAAGAGAUUAUUACAGAAAAUAUUUCAAUAGAAAAGUUAUAUUCUAAUCAAUGUUGUCAAACUGACUUUGAUUCCAUUGACAAAGAUGCAGACUUAAAAACUUCUAAAGAAGGAUUCAAACCUAUAACAGAACCAGUUUCUAAGUCUUUGGUUUCAGAUUGCAGUCAGAGGAAACAAAUCCCAGUUUUUGUUCCUAAACCAUUGAAAGUAUUGAAAUCUAAAGUAGGUGAAAAAGAUAAAACCAAAAUAGAUCUGUUAAAAAAAUCAUCUACAUCAACUCCUCGCUUAACAAAACCUACCAAUACUGCUAUAGCUUCAAAGACUAUUGAAAAUUCUAAAUAUAAUUCAAAGACUGUAAUUUCUAAAGAAAACAAGCAAAAAUGUAAUGAAAAUAUGAUGGUGGUCAAUACUAAAGAAGAUAAAACGAAUUUGCAAACAUUAAACAUUACUAAAAAUAAUUUUUUGGAUUAUGCAAACAAUGGAGACAUUACAAUUGGUCAAAAAUUUAAUUUGGUUAAAUCUAAAAAGAAAUCAAUUGAACCUAUAAAUUCUGUCAAUAUAAUUGAAAAACCAGAAAAGUUAAUUCGUUCUAAAACUUCAAUUGAUAUUAAAGUUCCAAAAGCAUCUAAACGUGGUAUUGUGAAAGGAAAUGAUGGUUGGGAAACUGUUAUUAGAUCACGCCGUAGUAAUCCAUUAACACAAAGUUCAAGUAGUAUAAAACUCAAAUCACCAUUUGAUGUGAAGAAACGUUUUCAAGUACCAUCAUCUGCUAGUUCUAUGCCUACUUUAGCUUUAGAUAUAGCUUCUAGUCCAGAUAAACCAGAAACCAAGAGUAUUUUGCCUGAUAAAAAUGAUCGGCCUAUUAUAUCUAAUGCAGUAGUAUUCCCUAAAAAAAAACGUAAGCCAGAUAAGCCGCCUGUUCCUAAAAAUAAAAUAAUUGAUCAGAUGAGAAAAGAAAUGUUAAAAGACGAAAUUGAAGAACGUAGAAUGUGCGAUGAAGAAUUAAUGCGCAAUAGACAAUUUUUUGAUGAAGAGAUGAUGUUGGCUAGAGAAAUACGGGAAUUAGAAAAUGCUGAGAGUAGUUGUAGUGAUGAUAUGACACAAUCGGAUCGUUAUUCAGACCUUUUAGACAACAUGAUACUAACAGAACGAAUGUACACAAUAAAUGAAAUAAAAGCAUUAAUAGAAUAUGGUAAUGAAAGUGCUAUUGAUUCUAUUGCAAUGCCUUCAUGGGAUAUAAGUAGAUCUACAGAAUCUAUUAAACAAACUUAUAGUGCAAGACAAGCCAAAGCACAUCAAAAACGUCAACAAUUAUUACAAGACAAAUCAACUAAAGUCCGUGAACUGCUUAAAAAGGUAAUAUUAAAUUUUCAUUCUUUAAUUUAUUAGAUAAAUUU